Cinclus cinclus is the source of this 732-nucleotide messenger RNA. RefSeq names its product JAZF zinc finger 1 (gene JAZF1). Gene Ontology annotation, cellular component: nucleus. Lineage: Eukaryota; Metazoa; Chordata; Aves; Passeriformes; Cinclidae. The coding region runs from base 1 to 732 and encodes 243 amino acids. The transcript is spliced from 5 exons. The record is from RefSeq and is a predicted model, not a curated record.
AUGACAGGCAUCGCCGCCGCCUCCUUCUUCUCCAACGCCUGCAGGUUCGGGGGCUGCGGGCUCCACUUCCCAACCCUGGCAGAGCUCAUCGAGCACAUCGAGGACAACCACAUCGAUACAGACCCUCGUGUAUUAGAGAAACAAGAACUUCAGCAGCCAACCUAUGUUGCUCUAAGUUACAUUAACAGAUUUAUGACUGAUGCAGCUCGACGUGAGCAGGAGUCUUUGAAGAAAAAGAUUCAGCCAAAACUCUCUUUGACUUUGUCAAGCACAGUGUCCCGUGGGAAUGUAUCUACUCCACCUCGCCACAGCAGUGGAAGCCUUACACCUCCAGUCACCCCUCCAAUCACUCCCUCCUCUUCAUUUCGCAGUAGUACUCCUACAGGUAGUGAAUAUGAUGAAGAGGAAGUAGACUAUGAAGAAUCAGACAGUGAUGAGUCCUGGACUACAGAAAGUGCUAUCAGCUCUGAAGCUAUCCUUAGUUCAAUGUGCAUGAAUGGAGGGGAUGAGAAACCUUUUGCCUGUCCUGUUCCUGGAUGUAAAAAAAGAUAUAAGAAUGUGAACGGUAUCAAGUACCACGCCAAGAACGGCCACAGAACACAAAUCCGCGUACGCAAACCAUUCAAAUGUCGCUGUGGAAAGAGUUACAAGACAGCUCAGGGCCUGCGGCACCACACAAUCAAUUUCCAUCCCCCCGUGUCUGCUGAGAUCAUCAGGAAGAUGCAGCAAUAA